Molecule: messenger RNA, 2352 nt
Organism: Aspergillus puulaauensis
Lineage: Eukaryota; Fungi; Ascomycota; Eurotiomycetes; Eurotiales; Aspergillaceae
Product: WD repeat PLAP family protein
Exons: 3
Coding region: 1-2352 (783 amino acids)
Biological process (GO): ubiquitin recycling; proteasome-mediated ubiquitin-dependent protein catabolic process
Cellular component (GO): nucleus; cytoplasm
Molecular function (GO): ubiquitin binding
Source: RefSeq, a predicted model, not a curated record
AUGCCUGAAUUCAAGAUCUCCGCUGCGUUGGAGGGCCACAGCGAUGAUGUUCGCGCCGUGGCCUUUCCCAAUUCAAACGCUGUUUUUUCUGCUUCUCGUGACGCCACAGUUCGGCUCUGGAAGCUUGUAUCCAGCCCGCCUCCGACGUACGACUAUACAAUCGUCUCUCAUGGUUCAGCAUUCAUCAACGCCCUAGUAUAUUACCCCCCGACCCCGGAGUUCCCUGAAGGACUGGUCUUCUCAGGCGGCCAAGACACAAUUAUUGAAGCCAGACAACCCGGCAAGACAGGGAAUGACAAUGCGGACGCUAUGCUCCUCGGCCACGCACAUACAGUCUGUGCAUUGGAUGUGUGUCCGGAAGGGGGUUGGGUCGUUAGUGGAAGCUGGGAUUCCACUGCACGGCUUUGGCGAGUUGGCAAAUGGGAAUCUGAAGUCGUACUGGAAGAUCACCAGGGGAGUGUGUGGGCAGUGCUGGCCUACGACAAGGAUACUAUAAUCACAGGCUGUGCGGACAAUAUUAUUCGGAUAUUCAAUACGUCCGGAAAACUGUUAAAGGCUAUCAAAGACUCGCGCGAUGUCGUUCGAGCCUUGUGCAAACUCCCGCCCUCUCACCCUACUGGUGCGCAAUUUGCCUCUGCAAGCAACGACGGGGUAAUCCGUCUAUUCACUCUGAAUGGUGAUCUUGUUGCUGAGCUCAACGGACACGAGAGCUUUAUUUAUUCCUUGGCCGCCCUGCCAUCCGGUGAACUGGUCAGCUCUGGUGAAGAUCGCACAGUACGUGUUUGGAACGGCACGCAAUGUGUGCAGACCAUCACCCACCCUGCUAUCUCAGUUUGGAGUGUUGCGGUUUGCCAAGAGAACGGCGAUAUUGCAACAGGGGCAAGCGAUCGCAUAACCCGGGUUUUUACCAGGUCAUCAGAGAGACAGGCGAGUGCCGAGGUGGUCCAGCAAUUCGAAACCGCUGUAAAGGAAUCAGCAAUCCCCGAACAACAGGUUGGAAAAAUCAACAAGGAGAAGCUACCCGGCCCCGAGUUCCUACAGCAAAAGUCCGGUACCAAGGAUGGUCAAGUGCAAAUGAUCUCUGAGGCAAACGGCAGUGUCACCGCUCAUACAUGGUCAGCCGCCUUGGGGAGAUGGGAAUCAGUAGGUACUGUGGUGGAUUCUGCCGGCAGUAGCGGAAGGAAAACAGAAUACCUGGGUCAGGACUACGACUAUGUGUUUGAUGUUGAUGUGGAGGAUGGCAAACCUCCCCUCAAACUCCCAUACAAUCUCUCCCAGAAUCCAUAUGAAGCCGCGACCAAGUUUAUUGGUGACAACGAGCUGCCGAUGAGCUAUCUCGAUCAAGUUGCUCAGUUCAUCGUUCAGAAUACGCAGGGUGCAACCAUCGGCCAGUCCACUCAGGAUACUGGUUCCGAUCCGUGGGGCCAAGAUAGACGCUAUCGACCUGGAGAUGCUUCUGCCCAGUCGGGGAAUAUCCCUGAAUCACGUCCGAAAGUCCUUCCACAAAAGACCUAUCUCUCCAUUAAGACAGCCAAUCUCAAGGUGAUCUGCAAAAAGCUACAGGAACUUAAUGAGAAACUUGUCUCUGAGGGAUCGAAAGAUUUGUCCUUGAGUCCUUCAGAAGUGGAUACAGUGGUCUCUUUAUGCAAUGAGCUGGACUCUACUAGCGCCUUGAAAGACUCGCCAACUGUGGAAGCAGGUGUCAAUCUUCUCUUUAAGGUUGCAACAGCUUGGCCAGCGGCGAAUAGGUUACCUGGUCUUGACAUCCUCCGGCUAUUUGCUGCGGCCACUCCGGUGACGGCCACGGCAGACUACCAUGGCAAGGACCUGAUCACCGGGAUUAUCGAAAGUGGAAUAUUCAACGCACCGCUAAAUGUCAACAACGCAAUGUUGUCGGUCCGAUUGUUCGCCAACCUCUUCGAAACUAAAGCUGGCCGCGAACUCGUUGUCAGUCGAUUCGACCAGGUCAUCACCGCGCUCAAGACAUGUCUAGCCAACAGUGGGGCUUCACCAAACCGCAACCUUACUAUUGCGGUGGCGACUCUCUACAUCAACGUAGCAGUGUAUUCCACAUCCGAAGGAAGGAAUACAAGCUCCGAGUCUAGCGAACGAGGCUUGGUGCUUCUGGAAGAGAUCCAACGGGUGCUUUCUGGCGAGAAAGACUCAGAGGUAGUCUAUCGCAGCCUUGUUGCUUUGGGAACUUUGGUCAAAGAAUCAGAGACUGAGGUCAGGGCUGCUGCUAAAGAGGUCUACGAUGUUAAUGCGAUCCUGCAAACCAUCUCAAGCUCCGGACUUGGGAAGGAACCAAGAACCAAGGGCAUCAUUUCCGAGAUCAGUGAGGCUUUGCCGUAG